Messenger RNA from Diabrotica virgifera virgifera (western corn rootworm), 793 nucleotides. RefSeq lists its product as uncharacterized. The transcript is spliced from 5 exons. NCBI's taxonomy places the organism in Eukaryota, Metazoa, Arthropoda, Insecta, Coleoptera, Chrysomelidae. The record is from RefSeq and is a predicted model, not a curated record. The coding region runs from base 87 to 734 and encodes 215 amino acids.
UUAGUCAUAAACUGACAAAUGUGUCAUAUCAAAAUCAUUAUUAUAUUUGUUAUAGUAUCUCUUACAGAUUUGGAUUUAAUCCUACAAUGUUCGUGCUGGAAACAAUUAAGACCAAACCAAUGGACCAUCGUCCAAAAGUAACUUUAUAUUCCAAGAAACAGUAUUCUCCAGGGAUAAAAGUAACGGAUUGGUAUAAUAUAUACAAUGCUCAGCCUGUAGAUAGAAAUCCUUAUUGCCCAAAACAUAACCUAUUUACCUCACAUUAUGUAAACUUGGGAAACGAUUAUAGCACUAAGUGGGUAACUACAACAAGGAAUAUGUUAGAUCAAGUUUAUACUAGACGGAGAGAACUGGAAAUAAAUCCUAACAAACAGCUAGUCAAUGUCUACACUACAAUAGACAUUCCAGAGCAAAAGCCAAAACCAUUAAAUUAUGAAGACUGUUACGUAUCUACAAUGCACAGUAGUUAUACUACUCCAUAUGAGUAUCCAAUUAAGAGGCUGACGAUGACUGAUCCCCCUUUUCUUCAAAACAGAAAAUUUUCUCAUUCUCCCAAAUGCAAGUUUCUUGAUGAUACGUUCCUUAAAGAAACAAAAGAUCUCCAGCUCCACAAAAUCAAUCGGCAUGUUUCGUAUAAUUGUAACACUAAUAUGUACACCGAUGGAAGUUCUGGAUAUGUCAGAGAAAAUAAAUGCUACGACUUAAAUUUUUAUGAAAAUGAUAAAUCUUGCUAAAAUGUGAACCAAGUGUUUUAUAACAAAUAGCUUUUAAAUAAAGUUUUCCCCAGUUAAAA